Solanum stenotomum is the source of this 1006-nucleotide messenger RNA. RefSeq names its product dehydration-responsive element-binding protein 2F-like. Lineage: Eukaryota; Viridiplantae; Streptophyta; Magnoliopsida; Solanales; Solanaceae. The record is from RefSeq and is a predicted model, not a curated record. Gene Ontology annotation, cellular component: nucleus. Gene Ontology annotation, biological process: positive regulation of DNA-templated transcription; response to stress. The transcript has a single exon. Gene Ontology annotation, molecular function: DNA-binding transcription factor activity; transcription cis-regulatory region binding. Bases 48 to 836 code for a protein of 262 amino acids.
UCUUUUCUCAAUUCUCAAUUUUCAAUAUUUUCCUCUCUUUUUAGACAAUGUCAACAACCUCCAAGAAGUUGAUCCCAGCUACAUCCCGCAAGGGAUGUAUGCGUGGUAAAGGUGGCCCCGAGAAUGCAAGUUGCACGUAUAAAGGUGUACGACAACGCACCUGGGGCAAAUGGGUAGCCGAGAUCCGCGAACCCAAUCGCGGAGCUCGGCUUUGGCUCGGCACCUUUGAUAAUUCUUAUGACGCUGCUGUCGUCUAUGACGCUGCAGCCCUUAAGCUUUAUGGUGCCGAAGCCAAACUCAAUUUGCCCCAUCUGUACAACAUUCCGGCCCAGGAUCAGUCCCAGGCCCAGGCCCAAAUCCAAAACUCUAGGCCCAUUACCAUCAUGAGCCCAUCUCUAGCUCCCGUUUCAGCUACUGCUCCAGCUUCAGUUCCUGCUCCGCUUGUACCUUCCGUUUAUAAUGUGGCUUCGCCAUCAACUUGGAGCGUAGGAACUGAUUCUUCGCUUUAUUUCAACGAUCAUGAUUUCGGUAUCAACAAUUUUUCUGCUAAUGAUAUUCCAUCUGCAUUUAAUUUAAUCGACAUUAAUAAAACAGCUGAUGAUCAUCCUGACGAAUUCGUUGAAAAAAACGAUAAUGCUACUAACAAUAAUCAAAGCAGUCAAGGACUUGGUGGAGAAAUGUUUAGGGAUCUAAACAUGAAUUUACCAGAAAUUGAUGAUUCAUCAAUUUGGGAAGAAGCUAAGGCAACAACUUCAUUUCAAGAAGCAGUAAAUGAUCCAGGAAUAGGUGGAUACAACUUGGAUGAUGGCCUUAAUUUUCCUCCAUGGUGUGGUUAAAUUAUUAUUAUAUGAUGUGUAUUUAUAUAUAUAUGGUAAAAAAAAUGCAUGCAUUAUAUAUGUAUACUUGUAAAGGUAUUAGAGCAUGCAAGUGGAUAAGGCAUGUUGAAGUUUAUGUAUAUAGAAAGAAGCUACUACUAAAAGUGUGUAAGUCAUUAAUAUGACGUGUA